Molecule: messenger RNA, 2722 nt
Organism: Sabethes cyaneus
Lineage: Eukaryota; Metazoa; Arthropoda; Insecta; Diptera; Culicidae
Product: dnaJ protein homolog 1
Exons: 7
Coding region: 1120-2160 (346 amino acids)
Biological process (GO): negative regulation of transcription by RNA polymerase II
Cellular component (GO): cytosol
Molecular function (GO): protein-folding chaperone binding
Source: RefSeq, a predicted model, not a curated record
UCCCGGCCGGGCGCCCCCGUUCCGUCUGUGUUCAAUCCUCCAGCAGUGGACUACGUCAUUCUGCUGUUAGUCAUACACUAUCUUUUUUGGACCUGUUGACACAGGAAUCCAUAGUGUACACACCGUGGUAUUGUACUGUGCAGUUUUCGUAAUAUUUGCUAUUGCGAUUGCGCCGUGCGUUUAGUAUUUUGUUUGUGCGCUGAUUUUUCACGGUGAGCAAUCCGCGCAUCAUCAUCAUCAUCAUCAUUAUCCGCCGUCUUGGUUGCCGCACCGCGAAUUCAGCUCAGAUUUUGUGUUUGUAGUGUUCGCAGAACGCCUCCAGGUUUUUGAAUGAUCGCCGAUUUUUAUUUUCGACAGUGAAUUCACGGAGAAUAAUUAUUUUUAGUGAUUUUUCGGCGGUAGCAGGCUGUGCAGUUUCGUAUCGUUUUUUGGGAGUUUCUUCGCUGCUUCUGCGUAUGUGACAGCAUUUAAGUGUCAUUCACAAGUAAAGUUUUUAUUUUAGGACGUGUUAUUUACCGAUUUACCGAUCUCUCGCCGAUAUUUGCGUGUUGAGUCGAAAGUUUAACCACCAGGUCACGAAGCGACGUGCAGAAAAACCUUCAAAAGUCAUGACACAUUGAUGUCUCUGUAAACAGGCGCAAAGAAAAAGAAAAUAUUGUGUGUCAUUCGUCGAUUACCUAAGUGUGGAGUGUAUGCUGUCGAUUGUCAAAAUACGACAUUGUAGCAGCAGUGAUAGCAUUGUGUACUGCCAUCUAUUGUGCUGAGGUCAAAUCGUUUCAGCUCGCAGUCGCAGGUCGCUGGAACAUCAUCGGAUCGCGACCAUCUAAACUACACGUCGAAGAUUGUGCUUCAUGUUGCUGCAGGGGAAUAAUUCACUGUAGUUUACUUCUAGUGAAAGGUACUUUUCGUCGCUUAUCGCGUAUUACUUCAACUGGUAUGUGUGGUAGCAGCAAGAACGUCUGAGGCUGUUCAGCGCUCCGGAAACGUGAAGGAGCGCUUGCACUUGUUGCCACCCGGCAUCAUCGCCAAGCAGUAGUAGUAGUAGUAGUAGUCCGCGGUGCCGCCACUGCCAGCAAUCCUUGGGACACUCCCGCCCGUAAAGCCGCCAAAAUAGGUGCCAUGGGGAAGGACUACUACAAAACGCUAGGCAUACCGAAGGGGUCCACGGAUGAGGACAUCAAGAAGGCCUACCGGAAGCUAGCGCUCAAAUAUCACCCGGACAAAAACAAAAGCCCCGGCGCCGAGGAAAAGUUCAAGGAGGUGGCCGAGGCGUACGAAGUGCUGUCGGACAAAAAGAAACGGGAAAUGUACGACAAGUACGGCGAGGAAGGACUGAAAGGAAGAGCGUCAAAUGGCACAACAAAUUCAUCACAAAACUUCACAUAUGAAUUCCACGGUGAUCCUCGGGCGACUUUUGCGCAGUUUUUCGGUUCAAGCAACCCGUUUGCCUCCUUCUUCGAUAUGCACAAUGAUAGCCUUUUCAAUGACAGUCUCUUCAAUGAUGAUGAAUUUUUCACAUCGUUCGGUGGACUGGGGAACCGACACGGACUGGGAGGUGCAUUUAGGUCACACUCUUUCAACGUGCACUCGCCGCUUAAAAAGGAAAAAGUGCAAGAUCCUCCGAUCGAGCACGAUCUGUACGUGACGCUGGAGGAGAUCUACCAUGGCUGUGUUAAGAAGAUGAAAAUCUCCCGGAGGGUACUGCAGCCGGACGGUACCUCCAAGAAGGAGGACAAAUACGUCAGUAUAUCGGUCCGACCGGGCUGGAAGUCCGGCACAAAGGUCACCUUCCAGAAAGAGGGCGAUCAGACGAAAGGAAAGAUACCUGCCGACAUAGUUUUUAUAAUUCGCGACAAACCGCACAUCUGGUUCCGGCGGGAGGGUAGCGAUUUGCGGUACACGGCGAGGUUAACAUUAAAACAGGCUCUCUGCGGCGUGAUCUUCGAAGUGCCCACGAUGACGGGCGAGAAGCUACGCAUCAGUACAAAGCAGGAGAUUAUCAAACCGAACACGGUCAAGCGAAUCCAGGGUUACGGACUGCCAUUCCCGAAGGAACCGACGCGCAAAGGUGACCUCCUGGUGGCGUUCGACAUCAAGUUCCCCGACAAACUGACCCAGUCGGAGAAGGAACUACUGAACGAUAUGCUGCCGAAUUCCUAGUUCCCGCGCGAGCGAGGUCGUCUUCGCCAACGUUCACGGGGGUCACCACUGAUUAUUAUUUUUGUUCCGACUUUCCUGCUUAGUCUUGCGUUGAGGCCGGUUUAAAGGAGAAAAAAAAAGAAAAGUCUAAUAUACUCGUUUCCGUUGUCGUUUUUCGUCACACUGUCGCUGCUGUUAUUUUUUCUUUGUAAAAAGCAUUUCAAUUGUUUUCUGUGUUUAUUAUUUAUCAGAUCGAAAUCAGCGCAUUUUUUUGUAUCAAUUCACAUGUAAAUAUUAACAACCCAAUACGAUUUAAUUUGAGGCAGUUGGCACGUGGACACGCGUCCGGUGUUAUGUUUUAUUUGUGUUAAUUUAAAUUAUCAUCUGCAUUUGAGGUUAAACGCUUCUGUUCGGCCUAAGGCUUUUUCGCACUUCCGGUUGCUGCUGUAAGGGCAGCAGCCAAUGAAUAAUGAUGUCUCAACCCUCUAGCUAAACCACAUCCGGGCAUACUCAACACUAGGAAUAAAGUAUCAAUAUGUAUAACAAUGCUGAUGAUUAUAAUGAAUAUUAUAAUUUAAUUCAA